AUGGUUUUGGGAUCGAGUAGAAAUUGGUUUUUUAUGCAUCAAGUAUUAACCACAGCUCAUACUCAUUCAUAAAUUCUACCCAUUCUUCACUCUUGGACACGUUUUCUUAAUACUGAGACUCUUCCAUGUGUUUUCUCAAGAGAAUUUUCAAUAUCGUAUGGAUUGCUAGCUAUCAUUCAUAGUGGUGGCCUGGCAUCGGUGUGUAGAACCUAUAAAGAAGAAAUGAUUGUGUUGUGAGGCACUCUUGCACAUAUACAUCGCUCAGCUCGAGUGCAACCCCAUCCUGUUAUGUUAUGGAAGAGCUUAACUUAUUAA
This is a messenger RNA of Carya illinoinensis, 315 nucleotides long. RefSeq names its product cytochrome c biogenesis CcmF N-terminal-like mitochondrial protein 2. The record is from RefSeq and is a predicted model, not a curated record. Lineage: Eukaryota; Viridiplantae; Streptophyta; Magnoliopsida; Fagales; Juglandaceae.